GCUCUCGCUCUCGCUCUCGCUCACAGAGGCACAGCGCCGCCCCCUCCCCCAGCCAUCUCACUCUCACCUCGGUUCGCCGCCUCCGCCGCCGCGCCUCUCGCCGCGUCUCCUCCGCUCGUCGUCCCUCGCGUGCUCGUCGCCAGCGUUCUUGCUCCCUCUGCCUCGUAUUCCGCUCGUCCGCCAUCACUGCACCCAACGCCUGGUGUGCUCCACUGCUCGCAUCUUGCAUCUCUUCCUGCAGCUGUGCUUCCUGGUGACUGCUCGCGUCUCGCCGCGCCUCCGUCCCUCCUUCACCUCUCUUCCGCGGGUGUUGCUGCCUGCACUACAUUGCUCGAUUCUGCCGCUGCAACAACAGUCAACAUCGAACAAAACGAAUAAGCCCACUGAGCUUGAUUGCGCCUCUCAGUCCUGUAUCUGAAUCACAAUCAUGGAGGAUCAACCUGCAACACCACCACCAGCAUCAUCAUCAUCAUCAUGCUGGAGCAGCGUGCUGAAGAAUCAGGCAACUGCGAAGCCACCUCAGCAACAAUCCAUUCAGAAUGGUCGAGGCUUGGUCGAGAGCUGCAAAUCUGCCCAUGGCGUUUCUGUGGCUGUUGUUGACGCCAACGCCGUCAUUGACGGCGGCGAGAAGCUACACAGCCUUGCCGACAAGUUUGUGUCCGUCCCUGAAGUCAUGGAAGAAAUCCGUGACCCUGUUUCGCGCCACAAACUUUCCUUCCUUCCAUUCACUAUCGAUACCAUGGAGCCCACUCCUGAAGCUAUCAACAAAGUUGUCAAGUUUGCUAGGGCUACUGGUGACCUGCAAACUCUUUCAGAUGUUGAUCUCAAACUCAUAGCUUUGACUUACACUUUGGAGGCUCAAAUCCACGGGACACAAAAUCUCAGGGAAAGUCCACCUCCUGUUCAAACGGUGAACGUUCCGAGGUUGCCUGAGAAGGACAUGCCUGGGUGGGGUUCUAAUGUGCCUAAUAUGGAGGAGUGGGAAGCAUUGGAGCAUCAAGCUGAGGACAAGUCGAAUUCCAAUUCAAGGAUCCUUCCUUUGAAGGACUUAAACCUGAAUGUUGUUUCUCAAGAAGAUCCUUCAGAAGAUGGUUCAGGGGAACAUAAAAGCGAAACUUCCUCAUAUAUUCAACAGCAUCUUGAGUUAGGAUCAAGUAAGCCUAAGAAAUAUCAACCUAAGAAAAAGGAGAUAAAUAUUGAAGGCAAGAUCAUGGUGGCUGCUGGAAUUGAUGCAUCUCAAGGACAAGUUGAUGGCGACGAGGGUGAUUGGAUGCCUGCUGUCAGCCGAAGUACUCAUAGGAGAUUUCUACGAAGGAAAGCUAGACGUGAGUUGUAUGACACAUUAUCCAGUAAUCAAGAUCAGCAAGAUUUGGAAGAAAAUGUCGAUGAUGUUACUGAAGAUGCUGGAGCUUUGUCUCAGCACAUUCAUCAAAAUAAUGACGGAAACCAUAUUCGAAGUGGUGUUUCUGUGAAUGAUCAGAUAAUAGAAGAGAGUGAAAGUAAUGAAAUGCUCCCUGCACUUAUGAAGCAAAUGAUGCUAGAAGGUUCACCUGAAGUUCUUGAUGAUGAACAAAACCCAGGUUUCUCUAAACCUUGUGAGACAGAUACAGUCAACGGCGAAUCAAACCACCUGGAGCAUGCAAGCCAGACUAGUGAAGUUACUGAUUUGUCAUAUGCAGAUGAUGAUAGUAGUGAACAAAGUUGGAUGGUUCGAUCAUUAUCUGAAUCAAGUGUAGCCUGUGUAACAGGUGACUUUGCAAUGCAAAAUGUUCUUCUCCAAAUGGGUUUGCGCUUGCUGGCGCCUGGAGGUUCACAGAUACACCAACUACACAGAUGGAUACUCAUGUGUCAUGCCUGCCGCACUGUUACUGCUGAUAUUGGGAGGAUUUUCUGUCCAAAAUGUGGAAAUGGUGGUACCCUACGUAAGGUAGCUGUUACUGUUGGUGAAAAUGGUAUAGUGAUGGCAGCCCGUCGACCUCGAGUAACAUUACGUGGUACAAAGUUUUCACUGCCUCUACCCAAAGGCGGCAGGGAUGCAGUCACAAAGAACCUGAUUCUCCGCGAAGAUCAGCUUCCUCAACGGGUACUUUAUCCCAAAACAAAGAAGGCUAACAAGAAGGAUGAUGACAUUUUCGCAUCAGGCAGUGUCUUCACCCACCACACAGAUAAGCGAGCUCCUUUCCAGCCUCCCAUAAGGAAAGCAUUAGCAGUUUUUAGUGGCAGGAGAAAUCCCAAUGACAAUCACUACUCCGGUUCUAGACACAAGUAGUGGAUAUGUCUCAAUUUUUUUUGGCUAUUCUCUUCACCACAAUUUUGUUUCACUUCUUUGUUUUGUGGAGUUAACAUGGAAAGUUUGUUUAGUUAUAAAACAAUGAUUAAGGGUUUGAUGUUGUGUCCAGAUCCCUUGAUUACCCCUCUUAUGAUUGUGUUAUGUGUGGAUACAGCUGAAGAACUAUUAACGUAUAAAAACUAAAGUUUUGCCCUUCAUUUCUUCCAUAUGUAUAU
This is a messenger RNA of Arachis stenosperma, 2505 nucleotides long. RefSeq names its product RNA-binding NOB1-like protein. Gene Ontology annotation, biological process: maturation of SSU-rRNA; ribosomal small subunit biogenesis. Gene Ontology annotation, molecular function: RNA endonuclease activity. The record is from RefSeq and is a predicted model, not a curated record. The coding region runs from base 428 to 2269 and encodes 613 amino acids. Gene Ontology annotation, cellular component: preribosome, small subunit precursor. Lineage: Eukaryota; Viridiplantae; Streptophyta; Magnoliopsida; Fabales; Fabaceae. The transcript has 6 exons.